AUGCAACCCUUCCGGAUUGCAACGUUCCUGCCGGUUCUGUUGCUGCUGUUUCUGGUCACCCUGACCGAUGGUUGGCCGUAUCCGCGCCCCAUGCCACAGAACCUGCGCCGGUUGCCGCGGCGCAACGAUUUCGUGGCGUACAAUCUGCACCGCAUCAUCCGGCCCCGGGACGUGAACGAUCUGGACGUGGAUCAGGCACGGAAGGCGAUGCACGACGUGCACGAAACGAUCGCCGAAGUGCAACGGUUGUUGGCACUCGAUCCUACUCUACCCAGGUUGACCAGGGGCGAAAUCGAAGAGCUUUUUGAGAAUGUAACACGGGAAGAGUUUAGCAAAUCGCUUCGAGCUGGUGAUCAUCAUCGAGCUCAGCACAUGCGUGCUUUAAUGCUCGUGCUGCCGUACCACGCCAACAACAUGUCCCCGGACAACCUGCAGAAGAUCUACACACGUCCACCGGUCACUCGCAUCGUCGCAGCUCCCACGGACAUGAAAACGGCCAGUUCGGAACCACUGCCGAUCACUCCGGCUCGGUUAAUUGCAACCACAUCGACAACUCCCGCCGGGCCGAGAACGACCACUCCGCCCAUCCCGGUCACGACGAUCCGUUUUACGACCCCGCGACCCACGACGUUCCAUCCGACGCUGCCAGAACGGAUGCGAGGUGUCGGACUGCGAAAGGAGGAGCUAAAUGACAUUCUCGCGUCACUCGGGUUGUCCCAGAGCUUGGAGGAACUGCAAACACCGCCCACGUUCCGUCCCAUGCCCACCACAACGACAACCGUGCCGCCACCAACGACAACUCGUGCUCCCGUGACCACCACGGAACGCCAGCACCGGCCACUGAACAACGCGAUCGCUGUUGAUGAUCCGAAGGCGGCCAAAGAGCUCAAGGAUCUGUUGCGUUCAUUUGGGCUGUUGAAGGAAGAACCCCUGGACGUUGCUGCACCGCUGCUGCCACAACCGGAACGCCUGGUUGACAUUCAACCGGCCGCACUCGUGCUUCACGAACCGUUGAAAGUCGAAGAACCAUCCACUCCGGCAGCCAUCGAACCAUCGCAUCCGUCGGUGGAACCGGAAGCCGUAAACAUCAAACCGGGAAGUGGUGGUCUCACGCAAGCCAGCGUUAAACCGGACGACUACAUCGCCUUUAAGCCACUCACACUCGGGGACUCAACGGUGAAUGGUGAUGGGAACACGAGCGGAAAACAGCUGGACGAGGAACUAAACGCACUGUUGCAAUCGUUCGGGUUGCUGGGGCCAGGAUCACGCAACAAAAAAUCGAUGACCGCAGAACCAACGUCAACCACCAUCGCCACAACGAGCCGGCCACCGACGACAACAGCCACGACGGUCAUGAAAGCCGUCCCGGCGAUCGAUGCGGAUCUAGUCGCACCACAGCUCCUCUCCGUGCUCGGUACACUCGGGAUUCAGAUGAGACAGCAACAGCAACCGAGUCCAUCUCCUGCCGCGCUGGUACGCCGUCGGGAGAAGACACCCCGCAAGCUGGACCCACCGACGGAAGAGACCCCAUCGGCAUUGGUGAGCGUGCGGAACGAGGACUACCGGAAGCUGGAACAACUGUGGCAAACGGUGAAGCAACUCGAGCAGCUAAACGUCAACCUGACCGGGGAUUCGCUGGAUGUGCUGCACCCGAAGCACUACGAUCUGAGUCCGUCACUGUUGGCGCAAGGUCCGGAUCCGGUUGAUGUCGCUAUCGACACCAACGAGCGGUUGAACGAGAUCAAGAAGCGACAGGAACCGGGGACGACUACCGAGUCGAAUGAUGGCUCGGAAGUGACCGACAGCGAUAGCCCAACGCGAUUUAGUUUGCAGCUCAACACGACUGGUGGUGGCGGAGGUGGCACUACGAGCGAGGACGUCGAGCUUUUGGGCCCUUCAACGACGACGGCGGCAACGGCGACGGUUGAGCGUAGUACGGACGAAGACACAACUGAAGAGGGCAGUAGCAGCACCAGUAGUACCUCGACGACAACGACGACGGAGAGUGCUCGGAGCGCUGCCCUGGCGGAUUCAUUCCCAUCCUCUGAUUUGGCCGGGGAUCCGGUGAACGAGGAGCCGUUACCACCGCCGCGUCGCAACGGUUUCUACUUCCUGUACGAUUGGAACACGUUCCUGGAGGUGGGCGAGGACCCGAACAAGGUCAUCAUCCGGUACAAUCCGCGUGCGGGUGAUCCGAGCCGUUUCCUUCCGGUGACCGUACCGUAGAGAGCGAGCGAAAGAGUGUUAGGUAGCAGAUUGUAGUGCAGGAGUUGUGUAAAAAGGCGUCGAAAAGGCACGAUCGAUCGGGAGGGAUAGAUUUAGCGGGAACCAGUUCUUGUAAAUAGUGAAAACCAACCCCGCGGUAUCGUCUCUCUCUCUCUUUCUCUCGUCGGUCUGCUGUGCAGCCGUAGAACUAAAUUAUCCUUUAUUUAUUAUCCUUUCCCCCCUUGCGAGGACGAGGGUAGCGGUUACGUGGCGUGUUGCGUAGAGUUAGGAUUGCUUUGGAGGAUUUCGGUGCCCACGCGUGCGAGCUGGGAUACGAAUUAACUUCUAUUUUUUUCUUCGAGCGGGCACACGGGAUGCGGGUUUCUUUGUCGUUUUUAAUUUGUACCGUUCGACGAGCGUCUUCCCCGCCGUCAUCAUGCGAGAGUGGAGCUGGGAAGGGUUUUGUAUAGAUUCGCGCAAAACUUGAACCAAAAUCGAAAA
This is a messenger RNA of Anopheles nili, 2706 nucleotides long. Its product is annotated as mucin-3A. The coding region runs from base 1 to 2226 and encodes 741 amino acids. Lineage: Eukaryota; Metazoa; Arthropoda; Insecta; Diptera; Culicidae. The record is from RefSeq and is a predicted model, not a curated record. The transcript is spliced from 2 exons.